Molecule: messenger RNA, 2021 nt
Organism: Pseudo-nitzschia multistriata
Lineage: Eukaryota; Bacillariophyta; Bacillariophyceae; Bacillariales; Bacillariaceae
Source: the annotation of a GenBank genome assembly
GAUAGAGUAAGAUAUUCUUGAGGGGAAAAUCGACAGGAUCAACGCGAUGGCAGCUGUAUUACCGGACAACACACCGUCAAGCAAAGGUCUAGACGACGGUAGCGGCGAGACGGAAGCCAGAACGCGUGAACGCCGCCAUUUCUGGUCCACAAUUGGGCUAUGUGGGAGCGCCUUCAGUAUGUUCUACCUGAUCAUGAACGUGUUUCCGUACUCUGGAUUCAUGGCCCUGCACCUGCUGAACGGGAACCGCGACGAUCUAGACGACGACAACGACUAUCCCCAUCGCUACAGUGCGGCCACCAUCGGUCCCUGCGCUGGGAUCCUCGUCAGCUCAUUCCGUCUCGGUCGCGUCCCAACGGCGAUUGCUUGGGGACGGUGCGCCGACGUCUAUGGAAGGAAAUUCGCCCUGGUGGUGGGCCUCCUGGCGAUGGUCCUCGGGAACCUGCUCUUUGGCCUUGCGCCCAGCUUUGCUGCGGCGGUGGCGAUCCGCUUUGCGAGUGGCCUCCUCAACGGGACGAUGGUCGUGGUGCGCACGGCAAUCUCCGAGAUCGCGGAAGGAGACGAGGCGCUCGAAUCGAGGGGCGUGGCGAUMAUGUCGUCCAUGUCCGGCUACGCGKUGUUGGUCGGCCCGGCGAUCGGGGGCCUGCUGUCGGAACCCACCCUCCACCACCCGGGGUGGUUCGGUGGUGCCGGUAGCCGCACAGAGCUUUGGUUUGCGAGGAAUCUCUUGGAAGACUAUCCAUUCUUGCUGCCAAAUCUGGUGGGAUCGUUUGUGGCCUUGUUGAGCCUCGCGAUCGUGGCAACCUGUGUCGAAGAAACCCUUCCGGAGGACCAGCUAAGAGACUGGCGAUGCGUUCCGAUGGACACAGUGCAAUGGAUCGAACAGAAUUUUUGCUUCGUGCGACAAAAGAUGGGAUGCUGUAGGCCAAAGAACAGGAUUGGCAUCAGCGUUGCGACAGAGCAACACCCCUUUUCGAACAAUCCGUUGGGAAUGGGAUUGGUGCUCUCGAGAUCCGACGAAGCAACUACAGGUGCUUUGUCGGCAAAAACAAUUUCAAUCAACGAGAGCACGCCACUGGUGCAACCACCGGCUUUGCGUUCCUCGGAAUUGCCUGCCUUGCAUCUGGAAAGCACAAACGAAGAAAAGGAUGAUAAUACAGUACUAGUGACAGAUGAAACCAACGGAGGAAUUCUAGGAUUCUUUCUGAAUAAUACUACGUCCACCGUGCGGUAUUUCUUCUACAGCAUGUGGCUCUACGCCUUCACGAGCCUCGCCUCAUCGGAAACCUUCCCUUUAUUUGCGAUCACCUCGAAAGAAAAGGGGGGACUGGGCAUGAACGAGACCGACAUUGGGAUCGUGCAAACGAUUGCAGGGAGCAUCUUUGUAGUGGGUCAGUAUCCGGUCUUCACCUUUAUCAAGAAACGAUUGGGAGUCAUGGGGGCCCUGAGAGCUGGAGCCUUGUAUUCGAAUGUUCUUCUCCUAUUCAUCCCCAUAGCCCUAUACUUUUCUCCGACAACCAGACACAACUGGUACCAACUGGGAUACCUAGGGUUGGUUUCCGGUGCUGCGGGGAUUUUCGGGAGCAUUUUUAUGGGAUGCGCGACUAUUGGAGUGAACGGCUGCAUCGAACAGCCGAGCCAGCGCGCCUCCGUCAACGGGUUGCAGUCCAUGGUGGCCUCUGUCGGGCGCGGACUCGGCCCGAUCGCCGCCGGAUACCUGGUGGCGUGGGUGAUGGCCUCGGAGGCGAUUUCCUCGACGGCGAGCGCUUGGGUCCUCUACGUCGUGUUGGUACUCAUGGGAAUGGUCACGUACGCAUCCACGGGGAGCAUACCCGUCGGCGGCGACGAUAAACGAUAAUAUCAACAACAAUAAUGAGGUUAAAGGAUACGAUAUACUAGGUAUGAGAAGUACGAAAUCAACAACCGAGGUGCCGUCAGUUGCGUGCUCCUCGUAUCCUGUAAUAUUAUUCGAGUAUUGUUCUGAUGUAUGAAUAGGAUGCAAAUAAUUACACACGCACAAG